Molecule: messenger RNA, 684 nt
Organism: Trichosporon asahii var. asahii CBS 2479
Lineage: Eukaryota; Fungi; Basidiomycota; Tremellomycetes; Trichosporonales; Trichosporonaceae
Exons: 1
Coding region: 1-684 (227 amino acids)
Source: RefSeq, a predicted model, not a curated record
AUGCGCCUCCCAGCUGAACAUCCCCAAGACCACCAACCCGGACUGUCAAACAGUCCUCAACACACUGCCGUACAACCUGCUUCACACGAGGUCCCUGCGGCUGUUGAUUGCCUCAUCUCUGGUAGCAUAGACCACGGCCACGCUCCGAAUCAGUUGCGUACGCACUUCUGCAUCGAGCCCGCCCCUCCUGCGCCUGUAGGCUUCGACAGAAGUACAAGGGAGCAGUUUCUUCGCUCGAGAGUGAACAGCCGCUACCCAGACGUAGAAUGCCAGCUCAAGAAUACCUACCAUCGGUACGAGUUCGAGAUAUCAGUCACUCGGCCCGACGUUUAUGCCCUCCGUACCAGCUACCCUCCGAAUCCCGACCGGCCAGAACGAGAAUUGCCGAUGGUGUAUCAAAGACGCAACCGCUGCGCUGCAGAAGGCGUCGCUGCAACACUGGGAGAGAUAUACGUGGCUACUGGAAGCAUCCCCGAACGCUUCAUCUUCGUGUACAGGUCCCCUAACACAUACAUCACGGGGGUUUCUCCUGAUGAUGACAUUGACAGCGUUCUCGACGCCUUCGAGACGACUUCCUACUCGGUGGCUGGAUACGGAGCCGUGGUAGACUGGCAGAGCAGACUUGAUGAGGAGCUAGAACGGCUGGCAGCCCAGAGGCGAGUCAACCCUGCUCUUGGGGGUUAG